UUCACUCAGUUCGACAGCAAAGUCGGAGUUCGCGUUCGUGUCUUAAAUAUUUUGUUUCAAUUGAAAUUAAGCGUGAAAUCUUAGUAAUGAAGUCCGUGAUCUGCAUUUUGGCAUUCGCUCUUGCCGCCACCGCCAACGCCGGCCUUUUGCCACACCAUGACCAUCAUGACGCACACAUCGUUGAAGGCGCUCAUCAUGUUGAUAUACCACAUGGCAGUGGCAUUCACCUGGGUCACUCCUCUGCCAUUGUAAUCGAUGCUGGCGGCGCAGCACAACACAUCGAUUCACAUCCUGUCUAUCACCAUGACGAUCAUAGAGCCCAUGUCGAUGUGCAUCCAAUUGUGCAUGAUGUUCACCAUGAUGUGCAUCAUGACGUACACCACACCGCUGCAGCAGCUAAAAUUGUGCACCACGAACCCAUUCACCACGUUGAGCCGGUGCAUCAUGUCACCAAGGUUGUGCAUCAUGAGCCUCAUCACUUCUUGCACUAUGUUAAGCCCGUGAUUGAUCAUCAUGUCAUUCAUCAGGAUAAUCAUCAUGAUGAACAUUUCGUCGCUCACGACUUGCAUCACGCUGAAGUGCAUCACGGCCCACUCCUGCAUCACCACGAACAUUUGGAUCAUCAUGCUCAUUUGGUUGAUCAUCACCAUCAUCAUCACGCCGCUUUGGUGCAUCACGUUCCUGCUCAUGUUCACAGUCAUCACACACAUGCCGCUGUGGUGCACAAGGUAUAUCCUGGUGAUGCGCAUCAUGGUAACCUUCUUGCUUUCGCUCGUCAUGCCCUCCAUGGCAAAUAUGGUAAAGUGAAGAUCACUGAGAAACUUUACUAAUCGAUUUCAUAAUGAAACUUCAAUUUACGAAAAAACAACAACAACAACUGAAAUUCAUAUACAUACAUAGUAUAACUUAAUCAACGCGAACCUAGAAAAAUAUGGUGAAGAUAAACGAAGAAAAACUAAGAGUUAAUUUAUUAAACGAAUUCAAGUGCUAUUAACGGCACAUAAAAAUACAUACGCACAUUCAUACAUAUAUAUGUAUAUAUUUUCCCAACAUUCAUUAGGUACCAUAAGCACAAAACUACCAUAAUUUCUUAGCCUAGAAGAAUUAUUUGUAUGAAAAUUUAAUUUAAUGUUUUAUUUUCGAGCUUUUCUACUCUCUUCUUCUGUGAGUGUUUCCCGUUAAGGAGGGAUUAUUACUCGAACUUUUUUGUACAAAAAUCAAUAAAAUGUAAAUUUUUAAAUUUACUACAGUGCAAAUGUACAAAAAUAUGUUUUAUUUACGUACCAAUCUGGACAGCGAAAAAGAAGUUGAAAGAUUUCUGCGGCCCCUGUCUGCCGAUAUUUUUUAAGAGAAGACAAAAAUUUUCAAAAAUAUGUUUAAAAUAAGAUUUUUAUGGGAAACAAGAUUGUUAAACUCAAAAAACUUUAAGAAAAUAUUUG
Molecule: messenger RNA, 1439 nt
Organism: Ceratitis capitata (Mediterranean fruit fly)
Lineage: Eukaryota; Metazoa; Arthropoda; Insecta; Diptera; Tephritidae
Product: histidine-rich glycoprotein
Exons: 2
Coding region: 87-830 (247 amino acids)
Source: RefSeq, a predicted model, not a curated record